AUAAUCCACAAAAACAAAAUAUAGAAAGUGCUGCUAACCACCUUAUUAUUGUCAACAGACACCACUUGCAACCUCCAUUUUCUUCACACACGAAGAUCCCGCCUCUCUCUCUAAAAUCCUCCCUUUCUCUCUCUAAAACCACAGAAGAUACAGGGGGAGCAGAGAAGACACUAACGCCGAAGCAAUAUGACCGUAGAGGACGAGUGGGUUCAAGUAGCUAUGACCGAUGACAGUUUGGUGGUGGAGCUACUUUUAAAGCUGAACCAGCCAGAGCCACUCCCUGCACCACGUCGACGACGUCAUUUUCCGCCGGAUUUGGUUAAGGAAGGAGCCGUUCUGGCUUUGAGUGUGGACUGGAGCGUUAGACAACGACGCUCUUCUUCUAAGCAUGUAUUGAUGACCAGGAGGAAAAAGGGUUCUGAUUCCUCGGCUCAUGCUAGUCCUACCACUCCGCUUUCUUUUAGCUGUGCCACCUCCGUCAGCGGUGGUGGCGACGGUUUUGAUGAAGCUACCACUAGUCUUCCCUCUAAGUUGUUUGCCACCUCGAGAUCUAAGGUUGCCGUUACAAGUGAAACGCCAACCACCAAGAGGUCAAGAAAGAAGAAGAAUUUAGUUCAGCUUAGAGAGGAGGAGGGUUUGCUAUUGAAGGAAAGAAGAAGUUUGAAAAACAAAUUGGCAACCUUACGUGUGACUGUAGAGAAAGAGAGAGCCACAAAUGAAAGAUUGAAGAGAAUGAAGCUUGAUUUUCUAUCACAGCAAAGACCGGAGGUACUUCCAGCUGCUGUUAAAUCAGAAGAUGAUAUUUCAAUCCAGCCUCAGGAAACAAAAGUAGCCUGUGAUUCCACAUAUUCAAUGUUGCCACACAAUGUUUCUUUCCCAUUACAGGAGGAUGAAGGCACGAAGCCUUCCUUUCUGCUACCUGACCUGAAUCUCCCUGUUGAAGGCGAUUCAGGCUCUGGUGUUUUGAGCUGAGAAGACUCAGUUCUAUACAGGUAGGUUUUUUUUUCUUUUUUUUUCAAUUCAACCGGCAUUUGUGCGUAAUAAUACAUCAUGAUUCGGCAGAUCUUGACGGCAUCACAUGAUAAAGCUGAUGCAAGUACUAAACCAUUACCUUCACCCCUUCUUGACCUGUAUGCGGAUAUUUGUUUUUAUACAUGAAGGUACGGAGGGUGGUGUAGAGAUCCUAAUCUUUAGCUUCAGUUUACCUUCGUUCUUUGAGCAGAUUUCUACGUUCAUCCAAAUUCUUUGGGGCAACCUUCAUUCCUUCCAUUAUAGGAAAUACCAACAGAUAAGAUGUAAUUAUACCAUAGAUAGUCACUUGUUUGUCUACUUGGAAUCGAACUGAUCUAAUUAGAUUUCCCCCCCGUUAUUGUUGAUUUUAUAACAUCGGUAUCUCAUUAUUUGA
Populus trichocarpa (black cottonwood) is the source of this 1405-nucleotide messenger RNA. RefSeq lists its product as uncharacterized. The transcript has 5 exons. Lineage: Eukaryota; Viridiplantae; Streptophyta; Magnoliopsida; Malpighiales; Salicaceae. The record is from RefSeq and is a predicted model, not a curated record. Bases 187 to 972 code for a protein of 261 amino acids.